Chironomus riparius is the source of this 1686-nucleotide messenger RNA. The record is from the annotation of a GenBank genome assembly. NCBI's taxonomy places the organism in Eukaryota, Metazoa, Arthropoda, Insecta, Diptera, Chironomidae.
AUGGAAAAACUUAAAAGUAUUUUAUCAUCAAGCAGAAAGGUUGGACCACCAGUACCACCACGUCCUCCAAUGUCAACUGUCCAAAAAGCACUCGAAAAGUCACGAAAUGUGCCUCACAAUUUCCCACAGCCAGCCGUGCCCAUAGCAAAAGGCAGAACAGUUAUUUAUACAUCAAAAAUUAAUAAUAAUAUGAAUGGUCAACAACACAUAGACCAUCAACAGAAACAGCCACAACAGCAACAACAGCACUCGAGCAUUUGUGAAAAUAAAUGUUUUGACACCAAAUUCAAUGAAUCAUCAACCGGUUUGAAGGUGAUUGUUACAACAACAACAAUACCAGCGGCUGUAAGGCAAAAUGGCAACACAGCACGUGUACAUGAGUCUCCAAUUAUCGCACCCGCAAAAAUGAAUAACAUAGGAAAUGAUUCAAUAAAUAAGGAAUUUCAUCAGCAUCCAAUCACUCAUCAUAAAUCGCCCAUGCCUAGGCCACGUCUCAAGACACCACCACUGUUGCCAAAUCGCGAUCAUAUUGUGAACAUAAAACAUCAAAAUUUAUCUACAACGGAACAUCAACAACAUCAACAGAAUAAUAACAAUUAUACAAGGUUAUUGAUGCAAAACCAAAAUACAGCACCAGUAAAAUGUGAAUUGAAUAUUAAACAAAGCGGUAAAAUUGAUCAAAAUAACAUCAACAAUAAUGAUGUAGCGAGUCGUGAUGAUGAGUUGAAGGAAAAGCUGUUGAAUGAAAUUUUUAGUGGGCGUCUUGUGGAAGCGUCAAAUGUACAUAUACGUUAUAAUGGCAAUGGAUGUAACUUGAAACGAUCAUCUUCAGUUGAUGUACUCAAUGACCGCAAUUCUAUCACUGAAAAGUUGCCGCAUGAUGAAAAGUUGAAAGACAGGAAAGUGAUGUUUCAUGAAAUGCUCAUUUCAGAAUUAUCUGAAAUGCGUAGAGCCGGAAAUGACACAAAUAAUCAUCACCAUAAUCAUCGAUUGAGUUUGGCAAAAUCAUGCUCGGAUUUAUCGCCGAGUGGUAAUAAACAGAUGACAAUAAUGGAAAUGAGAGAUGAUGUUAAAAUUAAUAGAAAUGGUAAUACAACAUGUCUGAUUAGUCUCGAAGACAGUGGUGUUGAAGAUGAGGAAAAAGCUGAUGAUUGUUCCUCAUCCGGCGUUGGAGAUUCUUGGGAUAGCUGUAAAGACAUGCAAAAUCGCAUUAAUAUGUCACUUCCCGGAUUACCUCCAUUACCGAAAAGUCUUAGUGGAAUAGAAAUCAGUCAGCAACAAAAUCAAUUACAAAGAUCACAACAGAGACAAGUUAAUCUAACGACAUCAGAUAAUCGUACGUCAGACUCAACAUUAGACACUCAAUUGGCAAUUUUGAGACGAGAAAUGUACAGCCUACGUCAGAUGGAUUUAUCACUGCUAUCACAAUUGUGGGCGUUAAAUGAGUCAAUACAAGAAUUUCGUACAAUUAUGCAAGACCAAGAAAAUUAUUCUCAACAGUCACCGUCACCAUCAGACCUAAACUCGCUGGCAUCAGAUGAUGAUGAAGACAAUAUGAUAAGUAAUGAUGUUGUAGUCAAUGGCAACAAAAUUACAUUAAUUGAUAUACCGAAGAGUGAUAGAACAAAUGUUAAACGACGAAUGAACAUUUCGCCCCCUGCACCUCCACUUUCGUCAAAGUGCUGA